AUGGGGCCCUCUCUCUCCUCCCUCACCGGCUCGUCUCUAGACCCCGUAGACUCUGCCUUCUCCCAGGCCGCAGCUUACACCUCUCGCUUCCAGCAGCAGCACCAACAGCAGCAGCAGCAGGCGCCACAUUCGCAGCAGCAGCAGCAGCAGCAGCUGCAGCAGCCGCCGUCGUUGCUGGAUGGAGGGAACACAGCACUGGGAGGCACGGGCGUGGCAGCCGCAACCAGAUCUGUGGAGCGCUACAUGUCGUACCUCUCGGGUCGCUCCUCUAGACGACCCAACCUGGCAGCCAAUCCCAACCCUCUCCUCAUCCCCGCCGCCUCCUCAGGGGCCUUCGCUGGCUCCAAUAUAAGCCCCACGAGUGAGCCCGAGGCCAAUGCGUUCCGCAGGCACCGCAGCCGGCGACGAGCCAUACAGGAGGACCGCAUGGCGCUGGGGGGCAGCAGCAGGAUGCACAUGCUGCACACGCGGUCAGGCGCGCUGCAAGGCACGGCAUCCCCAGGGGAGGGCGGCAGCGGGGGUAGCAUAGUGGGCAUGGGCAUGGGGCACGGGGCGAGCGGGGCCGUGAGUGAGAACGAGGGCGCCAUGAUGAUGCUGGGCGGCGGGGGCGGGGGCAGCGGUGGGCGCAUGGCAGGGUAUGGGCAUGGCGGGGCGUACCGCAUGGCUCGAACUCCUUCCUCCAACUCCAUAGAUGGCGGCAGCAGUCCGGAGCACCCGUUCAUAUCAGCGCGGGCCAAGGCGUCACUGGGCCUCAUGCACCGCAGGGCAGCUGACUCGGCCAUCGCCUUCAGGCGGAGUGGAGCAGGGUCAGAGGAUGCCGAUACCCCCCAAGGCUCCCUCAGCUCCAUCAACUCAGAGGGGCACCUGUCGGAUUCGUUGGAACAACGGACGGCUACUACUGCUGCUGCUGCGGUGGGAGUAGCAGCAGCAGCAGCGGCAGGGGCGGGAGGAGAAGGAGGAGAUGGGGCGGGGCAGGUCGAGAGAAGGGAAGGGGAUGAAGCAGAAGCGGGUGGGCAAACAGGUGGUGAGGCGUUGGAGGGAUUGGGGAGGAGUGCGGUGCUUGAGAGAGUGAGGGAGGUGGGGAGUGGUGCUGUGUCAAAUAGCCUUGAGAGAGUGGUGGAAGAGCUUAGUAUGGAGGGGAGGGAGGAGGAGGGGGAGACGACGCGUGAGGACGUGGGAGCAGGGGCAGGGGCAGGGGCAGGGGCGAGGCAGGGCGAGGGAGGCAGCAGUGCGAGGAGGGGUGUGGAGGAGGGUGGAGCAGAGAGGGGUGAAGGAGAGGGGAGCAUGGGAACAUCAGGAGGGGGGAGAGAGGGUAUACAAGGGAGUGAAGGGCGAGAAAGUGGGGGUGCGGGAGCGAGUGAGGGAGAGAGACGAGGAGGAGGAGGAGGUGGAGGAGAGGGAGGUGGGGAGAGCGAGGCAGAGAGAGGAGGGGAUGCAGGUGACAGCGGGCAUGACAGAGGGACUGACGAGCAUGAGAACAGAGAGGCGCGUGCAGUUCAGAGGGGCGGGAGAGAAAAGGAAGAUGCAGGGGAAGGGGAGAGGGAGAGAGGCGGGGAUGAGGGCAGGGAAGGAGGCACAGGUGGGGGUUCUGAGGGUGCAGGUGGUGGGGAUGAAGGGAAUGAAGGGGGCGUGGCUGGCAGAGGAGCCAGUCAUGUGGGGGGGAUGGGAGCGGGGGCAGUGGUGGGGGGAGCGAGGGCAGGGGCAGGGGGUGGGUGGGUGGGGCCGGGAGCAGCGGCGGGGGUGGUGCAGCAGCUGUCGUUGCUGCCGCAGCAGGAGUGGACCAUUGAGUUCUCGGAGCUCAGGCUGGGGAUUCGCGUUGGCGUUGGGUCGUUUGGGGAGGUAUUCAGAGCGGUGUGGCGCGGCACAGAGGUGGCGGUGAAGAUGCUGUGGGAGCAGGACGCCAAGCCCGAGGACACAGAGGACUUCUACAACGAGAUCGCGCUGCUCAGCCGCCUGCGCCACCCCAAUGUGAUCCUAUUCAUGGGGGCAUGCACGGUGCCCCCGCAUCUGUCCAUGGUGACGGAGUACAUGCACAUGGGGUCGCUCUACCGCAUCAUCCACACACGUGAGCCCGGCCAGGGCGGCGAUUCCCUCAGCUGGAAGCGCCGCUACAAGAUGCUCCGGGAUAUCUGCAGGGGCAUGCUGUGUUUGCAGCGCAUGAGCAUAAUCCACCGCGACCUCAAGUCGGCCAACUGUCUGGUGGACCGGCACUGGUGUGUGAAGGUGUGCGACUUUGGCCUGUCGCGCAUCGCCACCAACGGCCACGUCGUGGGCCGCACCGCUGCCGGCACGCCCGAGUGGAUGGCGCCGGAGCUGCUGCGCAACGAGCGGUGCUCCUUCAAGUGCGACGUGUUCAGUUUGGGAGUGAUCAUGUGGGAGCUUGCUACUCUGCGCCGGCCCUGGGAGGACUGCAACGGGCCGCUGGAGGUGGCAUACGCUGUGGCUCACCACAACUCGCGCCUGCCUGUGCCCAGCACCAGCCUUGGCCGCCUCAUCUCAGAUUGCUGGAAGGAGGAUCCGGACCAAAGGCCCGAUUACGAGGAGAUUCUGGAAAGAUUGCACGAGUGCGAAUACAUGGACUCGUGA
Messenger RNA from Closterium sp. Yama58-4, 2586 nucleotides. NCBI's taxonomy places the organism in Eukaryota, Viridiplantae, Streptophyta, Zygnematophyceae, Desmidiales, Closteriaceae. The record is from the annotation of a GenBank genome assembly.